AAAACAUUUCUGGCCAGGUUUGUUGAUUGUACGGAUGGAUAUAUGUGGUGGAAGGCAUGCUGGGCCUGGCCUCUAAAUGACCGGCUUGGAAACGAGUCGCAAGUGGCCAAGAGGGCGGGGGAAGCAGGGGAAAGGGGGGGGAAAGGGUACAGGGGACAGGGGACUGCGGACUGGAGCCCCAAAAGGGUUUGGGCCAUGAUUUUGGGCCUGGUUUGGUCUGAGCCCGGUCUCGUCUCUUAACGAUGUGCAUGUUUAUGCGCUGCUCUGCUGCGUUGCAGGCAACGCACGAACGCCCAGACAUUUUCAACCGGCGGAGGCAGCAACGACACAUCCCGAGGAACCCCACCAAUCACUACGGCCGAGGAAGGUGGCCCGGAGCAGCGGGAGGGGAUGGGGGAGCUUGUUAGCAAGGGAGACACGGCCAAGAUACCAUCUAGUGAUGGGCGACUCAAGCAAAUCAGAAAGUAUCGUUUAUUCAGAGUACCAAUGGCCAACGCGGAUCACUUUAAAAUACAAUAUAAUACAAUUUAAUUCAUCCAAAAUAAAUUAAAAAUUUUUAAGCACUUUACAAGAUUAUAUUGGUGGCUUAUUUAUAAUUCUGUGCCCUGUGUACAUUUGUCUGGCACAGAAGUUCGCAUUUGGAAACUGUGACUUCAGUUGCAAGUGACUGGGAUGUGGCAUGUGCAUCGCACCAUCCCUAAAUGUUUCCGGAGUCGAGUCCCCUUGUUUUUAUUUCAGUUUCUCGUUCAGUUCGUUAGUUGCCCAAAGCCAACGGCUAUGUUAAGUGGCCCAUACACACAGAUACGCACGCAUACAGGCACAGAGACACGGCAAAACAGGGUUGCCUGCGCGCCUGCAGAUAUGCAAAUUGGUAUAGAAACUUAAUUACUUGCUGACAUGUUUUGGGCCCUUAAAUUGGCAACUUGUUGGGUAAAUUAUGGUCGUAACAUUUUAUUCGCACCUAUGUACCUCACAAGCAGCUAUUCCCCACAUAGCACAGAGCACAUGAUGGCUUUUCUAAAACUGACAACAUGUAGGAGAAAAUUCAAGUCAGUAGCUGUUUCUAUCAUGGCUCUGAUAAACAAAUUCUUAUGUCGCUACUCGAUCACCACGGGAGUAGUUGUGAUAGGAACCUCCUAUGUCAUAAUGGAUUUACUUCGCCUGUUCUAUCACCUGACUAUCUUCUAUUUCCCAGGGCCAAUUUUUAGACAUUGGUAUUUUGAAGACCGCAGCGGAGACGAGGUCCAUGAUCUUAUCACUGUCACCAUGAUGAAGAAUCGCAUUCAGGUUUUGCUGGUCCUGGGGAUCGACCUUUUGACGGAUAUCGGACUGCUCAUGAGCGUGAAUUCUGGAGUAAUAACCAUAGGGAUUUGGUUGUUGAAAGCAAUCAUUUUCAUCCUCGUCUACUUAGUUGUUAUCCUGUCUCUAGUCUUUGCCUACAGCGAUCACAUUACAUUGGCCUUGGUUUUUAUUCCCAUAUUGGUUAUGGAAAUAUAUUUCCUGUUGAUUGUGGGCUUGCACUUAGUGAAUCUUCGUGAGCCGAGAGACACGAAUGAGGAGAGCCCCGAUGAAACAGUCGUCUAAGUUCUGGAUGGUUUUAUGUGCUAUUAAAGAAUCCCUCGAAAAAUAAACACAAUCGUUAAAUUAACGAUUUGCCAUGUGAACAACUCGUUUAAACUGCAAAGCAAAAGAGUGCUGGCCGAAGUGCGAGGGAAUCGAGAUAUCGAGAUGGAGGAGAACCAGCUGGGAAUGCCCUUAGCCUAUCAAUGUUUCCCUUUCGCAAUUAACAUUUGUGGAACACACGUAAUUACAAGAUUACGAUAAGUGAUAAGCGGCGGCACCGGCAGAAGGAUGCUCAAGUUGGCCCAAAAGCAGUUGAACGGGUUCGCGAUGCUUUCGUUGUUGUUGCUCUUGUGGCAGUUGCACACACAUAUUUGCAUAUGCAAACCGCGCUGCAUGUGGUAGCCAAUUUGCUGGCAAUACCCUAACCGAUUACGCAUAUGCACAGGAAAAUAGAAUGUUAAGGAAUCUUAUUAUAAAUUACGAAGUGCAAGUAUUGUUCGUUAGAUUAAAAGAUGAUAUAGAAAAAAGUUUUUCUACAGCUAGCCAGUUUGGAACACCACACCAUUUUAUGUUCUACAUCAAUCCUGCGUUUUAAACUAAUAAUUCAGGGCAUUUUUCUCAGUGGCACAUACACAUCAGUAUCACCCAACACAGAGGUCAGUGCCAGGCCAAUCCGCCCACACAAAUCUGUGGUCGGAGGAGGGCGUCGCGUUGAUGAGCAGGAUGAUGCCAUGAUGCCAUGAUGCCAUGAUGCCAUGAUGCGAUGAUGACGUGGAUGUGGAUGGGAUGCAACCGAACUGGCGGGCAACACAGAUGCAUUACACAGACACACACACGCCGAACUGACCACACCACAACAUUAUUGUUUAAAUUGCAAAGUGAUACAUUUGUGCCGGCGGACCGAGAGUUUGCCUUCGGUUUUAGCAGUUUGCAUACGGAAUGCAGAUGGCUCCCAGGAUGAUUGGGUUAGUUAAAGCCCAAUUGUGUUUGCCGUGCUUAAGUUUAAGCAGAUAUUGGGAUGCAAUUCCUGAGAGGAUGCUGUUUAACAACUGUGCACUUCCAUAGGAAACUUUAUCAACAAUCUGUCGGUUGUGGAAAGCUUACACGAGCUUGGAAUAGUAUGAUUAAAAGUUUAGUUGAUUAAUUGCAAUUCAACAGCUCAUGUAGUGCAUUUCCCUACGGUCAGUACGUUUAUAAUUAUGCAAAAUUAAGCAACAAAUUAAAGUUGAAAACAGCUUAGGAAA
Molecule: messenger RNA, 2807 nt
Organism: Drosophila yakuba
Lineage: Eukaryota; Metazoa; Arthropoda; Insecta; Diptera; Drosophilidae
Exons: 4
Coding region: 898-1584 (228 amino acids)
Source: RefSeq, a predicted model, not a curated record